AUGGUAUUCCCAGGCCACUUCAGCACGGGGUGCAAGCGGUGUCGCCAGCGCAAGGUCAAGUGCGACGAGGCCAAGCCCACGUGUCGGCGUUGUUACGUGUAUGGGAAGCCAUGCCCGGGAUACACUGAUCAGUUCCACUUCCGACACACGUUAUCUAAUCCCAAGUCUAAGGCAAACUCUUCAAGCGUAAGCGAGGUCGCGACCCUACCGCAGAAGCCGGCGAGUCCGUCUCCCAAGAGAGAAGGCAGCGAGGAAGCAGUCGACGAAAAGAGUAUCACCGUGGCUGAAUCCAGCCGUCAUGCCAUUGUCCGUAAUCCCGGAAUCUCGUACGAGCAGGUCUCCCUCGCCUACUUUGCCCAUCGCUUCAUAUCGCAAGACGAUGGCGACGGGUUCCCUGGCCAUUUCAGCUUCCUGCCCGACCUCUACGAUGAUCACAACCGCGGUCUGCUCGAGACCGCCACGCUGAGUGUCGCUCAGAUGGCGGCGUAUAACCAGUUCGGGGGUGAUGGGUUCCGCACGCAGUCGUUUAAAAACUAUGGUCGUGUUAUUCGAAUGCUGCGAGAAAGCAUGCAGUCCGAUGAUCAAGCCAUCGACGACAAAGUCAUCACGACCAUAUUGCUGCUUUGUACACACAAUGACAUUAGCGGCGAGGGCCUAGGCGACCCAAAUGAACAUGCGCCGGGCCUCUUUUAUCUCUUGGAAAAGAGAGGGCCGGGGCAGAUCGGAACCAAACGAGGAGCUGAGCUUUUUCAUCUCGCUCUUAUCCGCUUGCAAAUCUACUCCUUCCUACACGAAGACGAUACGUACAGCGACCCCGGCGCUAUUGCCACCAUCAUGGGACUCUUUGACCCCCUCCUCCGAGCCAUGUCGAUGAUGUCGAGGACUCUGGCAUUACGCCAUAGCCUAUCACGCUAUAUGGACAUCGAAACACGAUCAAACCCAUUCCACGAUGCUCCAACAACAUCCACGGACGAAGUCCAGCAGAUUAUAAAAGAAUGUUUCGAAAUGCUCGAAAACUUUCACAUUUGGGAUGAGGAGGCUGCCGCAUACUGGCAGAGCACCUUCGAGGCUCGUACUGUGCCGACUGCCUUGGGCAAUGUGAUUCCUGGGAAGCUGUAUUACGAUGCUGAAACGGCGUGCACCAUCAUUUUGAUCAGAUCUGCACGCCUCAUCCUGUUGAUGACGAUGCUGCUGUACCACCAUAUGAUGCAGUCCGUCGACGAAGGAGUUUUUGGAGACAGACUUGUCUGGGCCGAGUGCAUCUUAGUGCUUGAACAAGACGUGACCAAGUCCAUCGACGACAUUCUCUCAUGCGUACCAUAUGCCCUUGGUGAUAUCAAGCCAAGUGGCGUGUCACCUGGCAACCGCCACGACGGGGCUGGCGCCAUCGUUAUCGUCCACUCGAUCAGGCUGGUCUCGCAUUGCGCAUAUGCGACGCCGGACCAACUUGCGAAGGCGAAAGACAUCCUGGCCCGCAUAAACUCGACAAUCGGAAUCAAGUCUGCAGUUGGGUGGGCACAAGGGAAAGACUUGACGUCGAGAUGGGCACACGAGCAAGCUUGUUUUAGUCGCUUCGCUACAGCCCGUGCAACGAGUGCAACAUCCUCUCCUUCCACGUGUGGAACAUUGGAUCAUGUUGAAAUUAAUAUGGAAUACGAAUACAUGGCUUAG
Ilyonectria robusta is the source of this 1671-nucleotide messenger RNA. RefSeq lists its product as uncharacterized. Bases 1 to 1671 code for a protein of 556 amino acids. Gene Ontology annotation, molecular function: zinc ion binding; DNA-binding transcription factor activity, RNA polymerase II-specific. Lineage: Eukaryota; Fungi; Ascomycota; Sordariomycetes; Hypocreales; Nectriaceae. The transcript has 4 exons. Gene Ontology annotation, biological process: regulation of DNA-templated transcription. The record is from RefSeq and is a predicted model, not a curated record.